AGAAUUAACAUAUGCAUGUGUGCACGUGUAACGUGCCCGGUCGCUUUAUUAUUUCGAUGAUUUUGUGAUUCUACUAAUAAUGUGACAGGUUCCCUUAGCUGGAUGAUUUGUUUUUAAGCUUGAAGCUAUUUUCCACGAUUCUUUGCAGAUUCAAAAAUGAGCACGAUUCUGGAAAAAAUUGCCUCCAUCGAGGCCGAGAUGGCCCGUACCCAGAAGAACAAGGCGACUUCUGGGCACUUGGGUCUGCUGAAAGCGAAGCUAGCCAAGCUCAGACGCGAACUAAUUACUCCAAAGGGUGGCGGUGGAGGUGGCGAACAGGGUUUCGAGGUUGCCAAGACCGGUGAUGCUCGUAUUGGUUUUGUCGGCUUUCCAUCUGUUGGAAAAUCCACACUAUUGAGUACACUAGCUGGUGUCUAUUCUGAGGUAGCUGAAUAUGAAUUUACAACACUUACAACUGUUCCUGGUUGUAUAAAAUAUAAAGGAGCAAAAAUACAGCUGUUAGAUCUUCCAGGUAUUAUAGAAGGUGCAAAGGAUGGUAAAGGACGUGGACGACAAGUCAUUGCUGUAGCACGAACAUGCAGCUUAAUCUUCAUUGUUUUGGAUGUCCUCAAACCACUUGGGCAUAAACGAUUAAUUGAGCAUGAAUUGGAAGGUUUUGGUUUGCGAUUGAACAAACAACCACCAAAUAUAACUUUUAAGAAGAAGGACAAAGGUGGUAUCAAUCUACAAACCAUGUGUCCACAAUCCGAACUCGAUUAUGAUACAGUGAGAAUGAUUUUGUCAGAAUACAAAAUCAGCAACGCAGAUAUUACAUUAAGGUACGAUGCUACCUCUGACGAUCUGAUCGACGUUAUAGAAGGGAAUCGUGUUUAUGUUCCUUGCAUUUAUCUCUUAAAUAAAAUAGAUCAAAUAAGUAUAGAAGAAUUGGAUGUUAUUUAUAAAAUUCCACAUUGUGUACCAAUCUCAGCCCAUCACAAAUGGAACUUUGAUGAUUUGCUAGAGAAGAUGUGGGAUUAUUUGCAACUCGUUAGAAUUUAUACCAAACCUAAAGGACAACUCCCUGACUAUAAUGCACCUGUAGUAUUAAAUACUGAAAGGCGAACAGUUGAAGACUUUUGUAAUAAACUACACAGAUCGAUUGCAAAAGAAUUUAAAUAUGCUUUGGUAUGGGGCUCAUCAGUGAAACACCAACCACAAAAAGUGGGGAAGGAUCAUCUUCUUUGUGACGAAGAUGUUGUGCAAAUUGUAAAAAAAGUGUGAUUUUUUCUUAUAUGAUCAUUUUUUAGCGCAAAUAAAAACAUUACCGAUGAGAUUAAUGAUCAGAUUUGUAAAAAGAUUACAUUUUAAUAAAUUAUAUAUAUAUG
This is a messenger RNA of Camponotus floridanus (Florida carpenter ant), 1364 nucleotides long. It is a transcript of the gene 128up, whose product is annotated as GTP-binding protein 128up. Gene Ontology annotation, molecular function: GTP binding; GTPase activity. Bases 157 to 1260 code for a protein of 367 amino acids. The record is from RefSeq and is a predicted model, not a curated record. Gene Ontology annotation, cellular component: cytoplasm. Gene Ontology annotation, biological process: cytoplasmic translation. The transcript has 8 exons. NCBI's taxonomy places the organism in Eukaryota, Metazoa, Arthropoda, Insecta, Hymenoptera, Formicidae.